ACCUUUGCCAUGCGUACACCAUACGCCGUCAUUCCAUACCCUACUCUAGCGUGCUUCUAAGUAAAAUUAAGUUAAUAAUAUAAUAUAAGUAUUAAGUAGAUAAAAGUCAGUAACAAGAGAUAAGAUAAUAAAGAAAAAUUAAUAUAGAAAUGAGUAAAUAAAUUAAUUUAUCUAGAUUUUAGAUAUAUUUUAAAAUGUGGCGAACUUUUGUAGUUUUCGUGGUGGUCGUAUAUAUGAUAGUGACACGUGUGACGACAGCACCUGCUUAUCAUCACUCUCGAGGUCCCCGCUACACAAUCAGCAAGACACCAGAUCACAAUCACAAGGCUCCAUAUAUCGAGGUAUGGAAUUCGACUUACCAUGGAUACGGGCCGCGGGAGGAGGCACGAGCUAUGUGCUCAGUGAAAACACAUGAGGUUAACGCUACUGCUAAUGCUACAAUCACCAGGAGACUACAUGGAGUAGUCACGUCUAAGGAGCUCCAUUCGUCAAUCCAGCGGUUGGAAGUUAUAAUAUUUGGGCAGAUGCAACAGCUAUGGCAGAGUUUAGACGCAUUGCGCAUGCAGUUGGGCGGUGACGGCCGACCGCCUUUCCCGGACAGGCGUACUGUCAGCUUCAGAUAUAAACCUAAUAUGAAAUAACAAGAAAACAUUGAUAUUAUUUUAGAAAUAUACAGUUUUUUUAAGAUACACCAGUUAGAUCAGUGGCAGUUGCAGGUAGUUACAAGGAAACGCUCUUUUCUUUUGGAGAAAUUUUGAUGUACAUUUAUAAAUCUUAUUAAUAUUAUAUAUAUAACGAAUUUGUAAUUAGACUACAUCGGUAUAACAGUAAUAGCAACUAAUAUUUUUGAGAACUUUUUGUUUUUUUUUCGUUCCGGCAUCAGGUUAAAACUAUUGCACCAGGGAAAAUACUGUUUACACAGUUGUAUUUUUAAAGGUCUAACUUAAAAAUUGAUGUAUCUUGGCAUCGCCAUCUAGAAAUUUUUAUCUACUUACAAGUUUCGCAAUAAAAGAGCAUGGAAAUUGACAAUUUAUACAAUAACUUUUUUGAUGGCAAUCGUCUUUGUUUUCGAUGUUUUGUAGCUAACGUAUGCCGUCAUUGAUGAAGGGGGUAUCAGUAGGACCACAUGGUGCCAGUGUGGAUUAUUUCUGAUAACGAUAGAUGAUGAGUAUAAUCUGAUCGAACUAUGAGCUCAUUUAUAAUAACAUGAUAAGUGCACGCUAAAAUGAAACUGAUAUAACACAAAAUUUUAUUUUCUUAAUAAUUAAAUAUAAUCAUGAUUUUAAUUUUUGAUAGAAGCAAUUGUUGAGUAUACGAUUAUUAUUGUUGUGGUGAAAAUAACACUAGAUAUGUUCAAAUUUCAUAGAGUAAUUAUUAUUUGAAUCCAACGUGGCGAUUGUAUUUGUAAAGUUCUACCGUUCAGUUCUAUCACACUACAAAAUUUAUGAAACUGUUUUUUUUUGUCCAUUUAAUAAUACAACAAAUACAUAGUAGGCUAUGUAUUUGUUGUAUGAUUUUAAUAGAACUAUACUGAUAAAAAAGCCCCAUUUAGUUGGAGCCUACCGGCGUUACUAGGGUUGUUGCAGAAAUUAUGAUUUUCAUACGAAAUUUGCUGAUAUAGCCUGGAAAUAACACGGAGGCAUAAGAAUUCACCAGAGUUAGCCAUUAAUUACUAUGGGUGUUCGAAUACCAGUGCAGUCUGUAAGGUAAAUCAGGUGGGUUAUUAGCUUGUUUGACAUUUUAAGUUCUGUAGAAAAAUUCUGUAUUUAAAAUAAAAUAAAUGCUUACAAUUAAAAAAAAAAAGAAUGUACUAAUGGUCGAAUAAUAGUUUAUUUUUGUGUUUGAACAAGAAAAUAAUUAUUAUGUUUAUUGUCAUCAUUGUUUAGAAAAGUAUAACAUUUUGUAGGUAUAAUAAUAUUGUUGAAAACAAAUUUUUGAAUUAUUGAAGAUACCAAAGUAUAUAGCAGAGCAUCUAUUAAUAAAGCAAAUAGACACGACUUUUUUUUUAUUUUUAUUACACUUAAGUACUGUUUCCUUAAACACAAGAGCGAGAAAAUAUUUUUUACGUUUUCUCACAUAGUCAUAUCAACUUCUAGAUUUGUGAAGAUAAAAAAAUUGAGAGGAUUUAGAUUGUAACAAUAAAAUUUAAUAAAUAACCAUAUUUCACAAAU
Galleria mellonella (greater wax moth) is the source of this 2171-nucleotide messenger RNA. RefSeq lists its product as uncharacterized. The record is from RefSeq and is a predicted model, not a curated record. The coding region runs from base 195 to 641 and encodes 148 amino acids. NCBI's taxonomy places the organism in Eukaryota, Metazoa, Arthropoda, Insecta, Lepidoptera, Pyralidae. The transcript is spliced from 3 exons.